AUGCUGCGGCCCUGGUUGGGAUACCGUGCACCGAGUGAAGGAGCACCUCUAUCGCCGGCACCGGCAGCCGCGGAAGCCGAGCCGUGUGAGGGAUUCGAUGAUUGUACAGAACUACUUCUGCGGAAACGCAAGAAGGGGACGAAGGAGGUGUCAGAGGUUGAGAAGUGGAGAGAGGUUUACACUAUCUUGUUUCCGGAUACCCCAAAAGAUGAGAUCCCUUUUCCCUGUGAGUCGUUGUCCCUGGAACUCAAUGAUGCGUGUAUAAGUAACGGAUGUGAAGACUAUGAACAAUGCGAUGCCCACCGACCCCAGCCCAUCUCCAACGAUCUGGCACAAUAUGAGCAAUUCUUGCUUCGCGAAACCCCUCCGCGGCUAAGAAGGUUCCUGGAGCAUGAACUGGAAAACAAUCUCAACAUUAUCGAGGAGAGCCUCAAGAGGAAGGUGAUGGAAUGCUUCAAGCAUCUCCAAGUCGAGCUCCUGCGCGAGUUCAGGUUAACUCAGCCGAUUGCAACAUCUGAAUCAGCCAAUUCCUCCGAACAAGCACCCAUUCAGGCGGAUCGCGAAACAGGUAUGGAGGCUUCUCCCAACGACAGCUGGCUCACCAACUUGGACUUCGACAAUCUAGCAUGGGCGGCAAAUGAGGAACUAGACUUCGGCAUCCUGGAUCCUUUCGCUAUGCUUGGGGACGCUGAUUUCGCAGUCAACGGCGGAGGUUUGAUUGAAGACAUAAUGGCCAAUUCUGAGUCGAACGCGGAAAAGAUUGCGCAUGAUUCCGGCUAUGGGUCAACUGGCAGCUGA
Messenger RNA from Neoarthrinium moseri, 798 nucleotides. RefSeq lists its product as uncharacterized. The transcript has 3 exons. NCBI's taxonomy places the organism in Eukaryota, Fungi, Ascomycota, Sordariomycetes, Amphisphaeriales, Apiosporaceae. The coding region runs from base 1 to 798 and encodes 265 amino acids. The record is from RefSeq and is a predicted model, not a curated record.